CGCUGCGGCUGCCACCACAGCUACCUCCUUCUGCUGCAAGAGACAAGUUCGGUGGGGCUUCUCCACUGAAAUACAAUGUUUGACGGCUCCCUCCUACCUCUUCUUUCAUUUCCUUUGCUGCUGCUGUUGUUUGGGGGAUUGGACACAAGCGCAGCAGUUGGAAGCGUCGCCACUGCUGAGUUGGAAGUGGUGCUCCCUCAGCGGGUGCGUCCGGAGGACAUCCACCUGCUGCCACUGCCAACCCGGGAGAUUGGAGCCGGUGGCCAAGGCUCACUGCGGCGGCGGCGGCGGCAGCAGCCCCACUCAGCCACCUCUGCAGAGCAGUCCUCCGGCUUGGGAAAGCGUGGCUUUCUCUUACACUUGCCGGCCUUCGGGCGGGACCUCUACUUGCAGCUGCGGCGGGACCUGCGCUUCCUUUCCCGGGGCUUCGUGGUGGAGGAGCACGGGGCAACCGGGAGUCGGAUCCCAGAGGCUGAGCUCUGCUUUUACACGGGUCACGUAUUGGGUUAUAAUGACUCCUUUGCUUCAGUCAGCACCUGCGGUGGAUUGAUUGGGUAUAUCCAGAUUGGAAGAGAACAGAUGCUAAUUCAACCAGUAAAUAAUUCCCAGGGCUCAUUCAGUGGAAGAGAACAUUUGGUCAGGCGGAAAAGAUCCUCAAACUCUGGUGAUUCUUCUAAAUCAUGGAUAACUGAGGAGCUCUGCAAAGUUAUAACAGAAAAGAAGAAAGCAAAAAAGAGCAAAACUACUAGUGAUUGGAGAGAGCGAAGGAAUGCCAUUAGACUCAACAAUGAGUAUACUGUGGAAACUUUGGUUGUGGCUGAUGCUGAUAUGGUUCGAUAUCAUGGUGCUGAAGCUGCACAGAGAUUCAUCCUCACUGUGAUGAACAUGGUGUACAACAUGUUUCAGCACCACAGCCUGGGAAUUAAAGUUAAUAUUCAAGUCACUAAGCUUGUACUUCUUCGAAACCGCCCUGCUAAGUUGUCCAUUGGACACCAUGGAGAAAGAUCCUUGGAGAGUUUCUGUCACUGGCAAAAUGAGGAAUAUGGAGGAGCAAAGUAUCUUGGUAAUAACCAAGUUCCUGGUGGAAAGGAUGACAUCCCCCCAGUGGAUGCUGCUGUUUUUGUAACUAGGACAGACUUCUGUGUACACAAAGAUGAACCAUGUGACACUGUGGGAAUUGCUUAUUUGGGAGGUGUAUGCAGUGCUAAGAGGAAAUGUGUGCUUGCAGAAGACAAUGGUCUCAAUCUGGCAUUUACAAUUGCUCACGAGCUGGGCCACAACCUGGGAAUGAGCCAUGAUGAUGAUCAUUUGUCCUGUGCAGGGAGAUCUCAUAUAAUGUCUGGAGAAUGGGUCAAAGGCAGGAACCCCAGUGACCUCUCAUGGUCUUCCUGCAGCCGAGACGAUCUUGAAAAUUUCCUAAAGUCAAAAGUCAGUAUGUGUUUGCUGGUAACAGAUCCCAGAAGUCAGUAUGCUGUUCGACUUCCUCACAAACUCCCUGGCAUGCACUACAGUGCUGAGGAACAGUGCCAGAUCCUCUUUGGAACCAAUGCAACUUUCUGUAAGAACAUGGAGCAUUUGAUGUGUGCGGGGCUAUGGUGUCUUGUGGAAGGGGAUACAUCUUGCAAAACUAAGCUGGAUCCUCCCCUGGAUGGCACUGAAUGUGGAGCAGAUAAGUGGUGUCGAGCUGGGGAGUGUGUCAGUAAAACUCCCAUCCCAGAGCAUGUGGAUGGGGACUGGAGUACAUGGAGUCCUUGGAGCAUGUGCAGUAGGACAUGUGGGACGGGAGCCCGAUUCAGACAAAGGAAAUGCGACAAUCCCCCCCCUGGGCCAGGAGGCACAAAUUGCUGGGGAGCAAGUGUGGAGCAUACUGUUUGUGAAAACUUACCCUGUCCUAAAGGAGUACCUAGCUUCAGGGAUCAACAGUGUCAGUCCCACGACCGAUACAGCUACAAGAAGAAAGGCCCUUUGACAUCUGUCAUUAUUGAUGAUAAACCUUGUGAGCUCUACUGCUCUCCUCUGGGAAAGGAGUCUCCUGUGCUCAUAGCAGACAGGGUCCUUGAUGGCACACCUUGUGGGCCCUAUGAGAAUGACCUCUGUGUACAUGGCAGAUGCCAGAAAAUUGGCUGUGAUGGGAUCAUUGGAUCAGCUGCCAAAGAAGAUCGCUGUGGAAUAUGUAAUGGAGAUGGAAAAACCUGCAAGGUUGUGAAGGGAGAUUUCAACCAUACCAAAGGAAUGGCUCUCAGAGACUCCAGUAAGAAAUCCAUAAACAGUGACUGGAAGAUUGAACUUCCUGGUGAAUUUCAGAUCGCAGGCACUACUGUCCGCUAUGUCAGAAGGGGUCUGUGGGAGAAAAUAUCUGCCAAGGGACCAACUAAAAUACCACUGCACCUGAUGGUUUUGCUAUUUCAUGAUCAAAAUUAUGGGAUUCAUUAUGAAUAUACCGUUCCUGUAAACUAUACUGCAGAAAUUCAGAAUGAACCUGAAAAGCUACAGGAUUCUUUAUACAUCUGGACUCAUAGCGGUUGGGAAGGAUGCAGUGUGCAGUGUGGCGGAGGAGAACGCAAAACCAUUGUGUCUUGCACUAAAAUUAUUAAUAAGACCAUGACUCUGGUGAAUGACAGUGACUGUCAGCAUGUGAGUCGCCCAGAACCCCAGGUCCGGAGAUGCAAUUUACAUCCAUGCCAGUCAAGGUGGAUGACAGGACACUGGAGUCCCUGCUCAGCAACCUGUGAGAAGGGUAUUCAGCACCGGGAGGUGACUUGUGUUUAUCAGUUGCAGAACGGUACCUAUGUUAACACCCGUGAUCUUUACUGCCUCAGCCACAAACCAACAACAGUUCAAAGUUGUGAGGGCCGUGACUGCCUUUCUAUCUGGGAGGCAUCAGAGUGGUCAAAGUGUUCUGCUGACUGCGGAAUAGGAACACAAAGGAGAACAGUGACGUGCACCAACUCUCAAGGGAAAUGCGAUCGAACCACAAGGCCAAAAGCAGAGGAAGAAUGUGAAGAUUACACAGGCUGCUAUGAAUGGAAAACAGGGGACUGGUCUAAGUGCUCCUCCACAUGCGGAAAAGGUCUACAGUCUCGGGUAGUGCAAUGUAUGCACAAAGUUACUGGACGCCAUGGCAACGAGUGUCCCAUCCUCUCUAAGCCAGCAGCCUACAGACAGUGUCACCAAGAAGUCUGUAAUGAGAAGAUCAAUGUCAACACCAUCACAUCCCCACGACUGGCUGCUCUGACAUACAAGUGCACCGGGGACCAAUGGACAGUGUACUGCAGGGUGAUCCGGGAGAAGAAUCUAUGCCAGGACAUGAGGUGGUAUCAGCGCUGCUGCCAAACGUGCAGGGACUUUUAUGCCAACAAGAUGCAGCAGAAGAGUUAAUGACACUGCUCUCCUGCCUAGACUGAACAUUGCCAGCCAGUUAUGGAAUUCACGGACUUGUAGGUCUGAGUACUGGAACUUAAUGACAGAGGGAGUGGUGGAUUCCAAAGCAUAUACAAUUAAGGUGAAAUUUCAUAGAUUGGAUGUACCAAAGCUAUCUAUCCAUCCCUCAUACACAUGACAUAGUCAUCUCAACAGUUAUCACACAAAAUUUAAUUGUGGAUUUGGCUUCAUAUUUGUCAUUAAUGAUUUUUACUUAAUAUAUUAUUAAUAGCCACUGGAUGGCUUUCUAUAGUAGGGGAAAAAAAGACAAAAAGUCACAAAGUAAUUAUAGUCUCUAAGGUUUUAUGUACCUCUAAGGGAAAAAAACCUCUGGCCAACAAUUUUAUAAAGGUAGAGACAUUAUUUAGCACUCGAGUCUUGGCUUCCUCUGGUAUUAUGAAUUCCCAGUGGUUAAUGUGCAGAGGAGAGGUGAAAGAAGAGGGAAUCAUGUAAAUGAAAAUGCUUAAUUUAAAAAGGAAUCUUGCUGUUUAAAAAAAAAAAAACCUGUGAAAAUCAAUGGCAGAGGAUAUGUGAGUGAAAAAGUAGUGCAACAGAAUCUUAGGCUUCCUUAUAAUUUAAAUUUUUAAAUACAGAAGAUUCAGGACUUUGCUGUACUGCCCACAUCUAAGAAUAUAAUCUCUUUAAAAAUUUUUUAUUUCAUUUUUGCUGUCUUGCCUCUGCAAGUGCUUAAGUUCCUAUAACCUGGUAAAUAAUAGCAGGAGGACAUUCAUUCAGUAAAAUCACUUUCUUUAGGGAAAAAUACCCUGAGAAGUGAUGAAUUCUGAGCAUUUUGAGUUGUUCUGAUCUCUACUUGCCACUUCUUAGGGGAAAAAAUACUGUAGUAAAAACAGAACGAUAUUUCUUCAGGGUACUGUGAAAUUAAUGUAAUUGGUACAUAUCAUGCAAGUGAGCUCAGAACAACUUUGGCAGAGGUGUAAAAAUGAAUUAUUGAUCCAUCAGUUUUUCUGUUCUCUGAUUUCUGCAAGCUUGUCCUUCAUAAAAAAUUUUUUCUAAUGCAUAUACAUCAUAUCACAUUUACACUAUAUUUGAAUAGUUCAUAUUACUCAGUAGUGACAGAAUACAUCUAUUUUCAGAGCCACCAAAAAGUGCUUUUUAAAUAAUAUUAUACCUUCGUAUGUCUAAAAAUAGAAACUGAAACUGAAUCUAUAGGACUUGCAACAUAAGCCCAGAUACAGAAUUCUGGCUGUUUUCACUAUGGAUUUUGCUAAUGGCCUUUGCAUAUGAUCUACUUGCACAAAGCAAUAAGCAGAAUUAAAUCAUUUAUGACACAUAGCAAAGCUAGUUUUUAGAGUGGUUUCAAACCUUCACUCUAGUCUGGGCCCUAUGUUAUUAUAUUAUUGUUAUUAUUAUUAUUAUCUGCUAUUUAUAUGUGACAUUGGUGAAAGGCUCUUAAUUGCAAAAAAAAAAAAAAAAAAUCAAGACUUUUAUCUUUUUCUGAGUGAGAGCCUACCAAUAUCCAGAAGCACAGGGAAAUGAUUAGUUAACACUUUAAGGGCAUCUGUGAAACCAGCUUGUACAUACAAACUGGAAACCAUUUUCCAACCCUGCCUCAGUAAGGCAAUGCUAGUUACAAGUUGCAAUGCAGGUGGUCCUUGGUAUCUGUAGCUAUCCCAGAAACAACGCAUAUUUUACUCACAGAUUCAUGAGCAUUUCAUUGGUGCUUAUAUUUGAAAAUGUUACCUUUUCCUACCUUAUAUAAGACAGAUGAUCUCACUUAGGUCUAAUUACUAAGUAGUCAUCACAGUGAUUUUGCCACAAGAAUUAUUACUGAUUUAAUGGUGCUCCAUUUGUUGUGUUUUUUUUUUCUUUCUGAUGUAACAACUUCAUUUUUUUUUAUAAAUGUGCUAUUGUACUUCAGAAGGGGGAAAACCUCUCUAUCUUCCCCCACCUCUUGUGGGAUAUUUUUGUUUUGUGUGUGAAUGAGUGUGUUGAGGGUGGGGGGUUUGUUUUGCAGGGGUUGGGGGAUUUUUUUUGUUUUGGUUUGGUUUGGUUUGUUUUUGAUACCAUAGAUAUGAAGAAGUACUAGGGAAGAGUCUGAGAAUGAAUUCAUUUCCACUUUUAUAAACAAGAAAAUAUUUUGCAUCCAUUAUAGUUGCUUUAUGGAAAAAAAAUAAAUUAGAAAAUAUGUCAAGACAUGAUAAUCAUUAGUAUAAAACACCAACAUUUGCCUUGACACCUCUUUGAAAAACAUUUUGUUCUUUCACUGUUCAAGGUAAAGCUAUAAUAUUUUUAUUGCCUUCUCCCUACCCCUACUUCCAGGUCCUUAUUUCCACAAAAUACCCAAUUAAAUUCUGGAAAAAGUCGGGUCUUGAUUUUUAUCCCUUGCUCUUCUCUGGUGUUCCAUUUGUUCACAUAAAAUAAAUAUAGAAACUUUGUUUUAUUUCACAACUAAGCAAUAAUACUAAAUUAACUACUUGAAGGUAAGGGGCAGAAAUCUUACUGUAUGAAGCCAAGUUUUCUAAGAGAGUUACUAAAAGCUAAACCCAGAAGCAUUUCUGGUUGGCCUACACAUUCAGCUUUGGCCAAUAAAAGCAAGGCAGUGCCACUGAUGUGCCCAUGUAGAAAAGCAGGAAAACCACUUAAGCAACACUCUGAAAAUUGGCUUCUAAUUUUUUUCAUAGCUGCCCUGCCAAAGCCAAUUUCAUGCCACUCUACAAAAUACCAACAAACGAUGAAUGCAAAUGUCUGAUUUUAUUAAAUUCUCCAUUAUUUUUGCCUUAUUGUUUCCUAGGAGUUUUAAUUAAACCGGAAAAUGCCACCAUGAACUUUCCUAAUUUGCCCUCUCUUCAUUUACUUCAUAGCAAUUCAGAAAAAAAUCAUUUCAUUGUAGCUAUUCUGAUACUUUGGGGGUUUGCUUUCUUCCUUAGAAACUGAUGUUCUGUGAUUACAACAGUGCUAUUUCCAUAUUGUAAACAAUACUCCAUACUGUUACUAAAGUACUGUACAUUUUUAGUUGCACAGAUGUGUUCUGAGUAUAAAGUCUCACUAUCUUACAUAUGGUGCUAUUUUUAUUGGUGAAAAAAAUCCUAGCAGUUGGUUAUUGCUUGAUAUUUUAUUAUAAUACAGGGAAUAUAACCUCAAUGGCAAUAUCAUUUAAUUUUUCAUUACAGAGUCAAAUGUAUAUUUUUUUCAUUAGUUAACUUACAUUAUGUACUGUAUCAGUGGUAUUUUUACUUUGCUUUUUUGGUGCUGGUUUUGAAAACACAGAAGUCAAACAGAUUGGAAACAGUUGUAAAUGAAAAAAAAAAAAUCAUUCCAUUUUGAAGCAGACUGAAUGUUCAAUAAAAUGUUUUUUCCAUAACACUUUUAACAAGGUUUGUGAAUUUGAAAGCCAAAAAAAAAAAAAAAAAAAAUCCCAACAACUCUCUAUGAAAAAGCACAAGAAGGCUAUAAUCCAUUAUCCCUUGGUCUGAUACUUGACUUGGACUUGGCCUGAAAUAAGUCCACAGCUUGUUGAUGACAGCUGUGGUAGGUGUAAAAGGUCAUUGGUAAAUGAAAUCCUGGCAAGCUAUAGUUCCCCAAGUGCUAACAAAUCAUUAAAUCCUGGGUCUCAUCCCUAUGUGGUUGCAAAAUAGUACAGGGAAUGUUAAUAUCUGACAGCUGCCAAGCGAGGUUCUGUGUUUGACACACAACAGCAGAAACCAAGUUGAUGAAACUCUCCUUGGUAAAGUUGAAGAGAACAGACCAUUCCCAACAAAGACCUCUUCAGAACAAAGUGAUGUUAUCAGCAAUGAUCGGUACACCAUCAGAACAAGGUUUCCCCAAUUCCAGGUCAGUCAUUUCAUAUUAUAAUCAUACCCUGGGCUCCUUCCAACUCAACAACAGCCAAAGCAAUUUCCUCCCCCAAUGACCCCUACUCAAAGAGGGAGAGUCAGAGCUAAUUCAGAAGAUAAAUUAUUAUAAUUGUACUAUUUCCACUUUGGACUAUAUAACCUUGACCUGCCAUUACUCUAGUAUAUGUGUAAUAAUAUGAAGUCCUAUUGUACAUGGAGUUCAGAGAACAUCUUACCUUCCAGUGUUAAGAUUCUUUAAAAAUAUAAACUUAGAAGUAAUAUUACAGAAUAAACACUGCAAUAAAGGCAUAAUUUGUUUAUUCCUUUUAAUUUAAUGUUCAGUAUACCAUAGUGAAUGGGAAUUUUUUGUGGUUUUUUGUGAAUGGUUUUUUAUUGUAUUUGGUCACUUUGAAAAUCAUCAUUUCAAUGGUGUGAGUACUGCCUCCAUUUUUAUAGAUUAUAGUCCUUGCCGAGGUUUUCCCUAAAGUCCUUAAAAGAUGAAGCCACCUUCUUGUUCUAUUAAUAUCUCGAAAGUAUCAAUAAACUCUUUCUCUCAUUGUUA
Messenger RNA from Antechinus flavipes (yellow-footed antechinus), 7776 nucleotides. It is a transcript of the gene ADAMTS17, whose product is annotated as ADAM metallopeptidase with thrombospondin type 1 motif 17. The record is from RefSeq and is a predicted model, not a curated record. The transcript has 22 exons. Gene Ontology annotation, molecular function: metalloendopeptidase activity. Gene Ontology annotation, cellular component: extracellular matrix. Lineage: Eukaryota; Metazoa; Chordata; Mammalia; Dasyuromorphia; Dasyuridae. Bases 76 to 3378 code for a protein of 1100 amino acids. Gene Ontology annotation, biological process: proteolysis; extracellular matrix organization.